AUGAAUGACGGUACUGAGGAAAAUUUUGUUAGAUCAAUUUUUAAUGAUGCAUUAAAAACUUUGCAGCCAUCUUCACGUAGCAUUAGACAAAAAAGAUGGCGCACAAACAGAAAAAAUAAACCUUAUUCACCACAUUCAAAUAUCUCUUAUCCUGCUGAUGAACAAGUCGAAGAUACUGUUUCAUGCACAUCGUUUAUCGAUAACACAUGGUUAAAUGAUGAGCAAGUAAAUGAAGAUGAUGAUGAUGAUGAUGAUGAUCGUUUUGUUGGUUCAAAUGCAUUUCUAUUAUAUUUAGAUGAACUUAAUAUUUAUAAAGAAACAGAUGAACCUUUAUAUCUUGAUUCAACAAUUACAUUUAAACAAUAUCAUAAAAAAAUUAUUGAAUUUGGAAAUUUUGCUAAAUUAAGUAACACUAAUAUGAAUAAA
Rotaria sordida is the source of this 426-nucleotide messenger RNA. The record is from the annotation of a GenBank genome assembly. Lineage: Eukaryota; Metazoa; Rotifera; Eurotatoria; Philodinida; Philodinidae.